GCUACACUGACAACAUGAAUUUGCCACGUUUCCUCAGAAGAAAACGGUUAAGUUGGAAAGUUUUAGCAAUAAUCGCGUUAUUAACGAUAGCAAUAUACGGGUAUAUAUACUACUAUCGUUCAGCAGAUCUACCAAAUCCGAAAGUUUACCUUAAAGAGCGACGAAAACGCUUCAUAGACUACAAGGCAUCCGAGUCAAACAGGAAGGGUCUUGGAGAAAAAGGCGAACCUGUGAUUUUAGAAGGAGAAGAAAAGGCAUUAGCAGCAUCUUUAUUUAAGAAGGAAGCAUUUAACAUCAUUGCCAGUGAUAAAAUAUCAUUAGAGAGAUCAAUCAAAGAUGUACGAGAUUCAAAAUGUAAAGAUUUAGAAUACCCAAAAGAUUUACCAUCCGCAAGUGUUGUCAUCAUUUUCCAUAAUGAGGCUUGGUCACCUCUACUUCGGACAGCUCACAGUGUGGUUAACCGGUCACCCCCGGAGUACCUUCAUGAGGUCAUCCUGUUGGACGACUUCAGUGAUCGGCCGGAGCUUGGGGAAAAAUUAAAUAAGUAUGUGGAGGAAACAUGGCCUGAUGGUAUCGUUAGGAUUGUCCGCACGAUGGAGAGAAGCGGCCUCAUCAGAGCGAGGCUGGCAGGAGCCGUAGCAGCUAAAGGCGAUGUACUCAUCUUCCUCGAUUCUCACUGUGAGACAGCUACUGGAUGGAUUGAGCCCUUACUAAGUAGAAUUAAAGAGGAUCCUACAACAGUGCUGUGCCCCGAGAUAGACCUCAUAGACAAGGAUACACUCCAGUAUGGCGGCACGGGAAGUUUCUCCGUGGGCGGGUUCUGGUGGAGUCUUCAUUUCUCGUGGCGUCCAAUUCCUAAACACGAAAGGGACCGUCGCAAAUCUGACAUUGACCCGAUUAGAUCUCCAACGAUGGCUGGAGGACUGUUUGCAGCUGACCGAGAAUUCUUCUUCAAUGUCGGGGCUUAUGAUAAUGGCAUGGAUGUAUGGGGAGGAGAGAACCUCGAAAUAUCCUUCAGGGUAUGGAUGUGUGGAGGCAAGCUGGAGUUUAUACCUUGUUCCAGAGUUGGCCAUAUAUUCCGUUCUAGUCAUCCCUACACAUUUCCAGGAAAUAAAGAUACACAUGGUAUAAAUUCAAUGAGAUUGGCCGAAGUGUGGAUGGAUGAAUACAAACGUCUGUUUUACAGUCAUCGGCGGGACCUCCUGGGCCAAGACUAUGGAGAUAUAUCGGAGAGAAAGGCUCUCCGCGAGAAACUAAAGUGUAAAAACUUCAAAUGGUACCUCGACAAUGUUUAUCCAGAGAAGUUUAUACCUGAUGAAAAUGUACAUGCCUGGGGUAUGGUGAGAAACCCCGGAAGCAACCUUUGUCUUGACACUUUGGGUAAAGAUGAGAAGACAACAUUUGACGUGGGACUUUUCAGCUGUCAGAACGGUGCCAGUGCUAGCGAGGUAUUUUCUCUGAGUAUGGAUAAAGAGCUACGUCGAGAGGAAGGUUGCAUGGCGUACCAUGGACAAACUGGCGGCCACCCACAGCUGGUCAACUGUAAUGGGGCAGCCAACCAAAAAUGGCAGCAUGAUAAGAAUACUGGCACCAUUGUCCAUGAGGAGACAGGUCUGUGUCUGGAUCGCGAUAAAGUCGAGUCCGGAGGGUACAGUUUGGUGAUGACCUGUACUCCCUAACAAAGACUCCCAGAAGUGGGCCUUUGAACACUACCUCGACAUGUAGCCUCUUGUACCUCGACAUGUAGCCUCUCGUCUAGCCUUCUUACACUGGUAGGGCUACAGGAAUGUGUGGAAAUCUACGCAACAGUUCAACUGCAAGUCACAAACUACUACAUGAAGGUUGAUCCACGGUACUGCCUGUAGGAACCGGUAGACAACCUUCACAACACUACAGCAAGUCUCAACUGUUGUCUGUUGCAAUUAAUGUAUGAAUCAUUAUCGACAUAUCAAGAUAUUUAAUAUUUUUUCAUGCUAUUUCUGAAAAUAUAAAAUUUGAGUCCUUCAUUCUUUGUACACAAGACACAAAAAACUGUGUAUAUAUUUGUGUGUUUUUUUCUGAUAGAAGGUAAAAAUGACAAAUAUUAUUAGGUACUAGAACGUACGUAAAUAAGACUCAAAGUCUGUUUCUUUUAAAAGUAAUCUAAAAAUAACAUUGUCACCGGGGGAAAUGUACAUAGUUGGUUGGUUGGAGUCAGACGUCACCUAUCAUAUAUAUAUAGGGUUACCAAUUUGAGGGCUUAUGAUUAUUUUCUGUUGAAUAUGAGAUUUGUGAUAAAUAGAAUCUUAAACUUGUGUCCAUGUGAUAUUGAAAUAUGGAAUUGGUUAUUAUAGAAAAAAAUAACAAAUUUUGACUACCAACUUACCUGUACUAGCAAUAUUUACCCUAGCUGCAAAUAAGUUGGUCGUCAAAUUUUGUUAUUUUUUCCUAUACAUAUAAUAUAUUUUAUAAAGCAGAUCUGUUUGUAAGUAUUGAUGUAUUAUAGAAAACAGAUGUGUAUGUAUUAUCUACUUUUUUAUAAGUAUUGGUUCAUAAAAAAAUUGAAUCUCUGGGUACGAAACUUAAAUCAUAAACUCAUUUAAUCUACCUUUUGCUGGGUUUAUCGCCCGUGAUCAGCCAAGGUCAUUUUGUGGCAGAUCUACUUAGUCACCAACUGCACAACAAAUGGGAGGUCUUUUGUAUGUCAUCCAAAGCGAUAAGGGUAAAGUGUCUAGCCUAAGAACCAGCCACGACAGCAUAGACUGGCCAGUUUCUCAGCUUCCUGAGAAACACAAACCGACGCUGGUAGGGAACAAACCUCAGAUCUCCACCUGAGGUUACAUGGCUGGCGAUCUAACAGACUGAGCUAUCGCACCUCCUAAAUUAUUCAGCUGUUUCAAGUUAAUAUGUUGACAUAUAGAUUAUUUAUUACAAUAUAUCAUGUAUAAGUAUUAAUUUAUGCAUAUUUUCUUAAAGCCACAGUUUUAUUAUAUCAUUACUUCGGGUACUGUAUAUUUUUACAUGACUGACUUUAUUGAUAAGUUUUAAAAGUUUAAAGGAUAUUAACUAAAACAGGUUUUGUGACAGUGGAGUGAAAAUUCCUGAAUUUCUUAUAGAUUUCUAUGAUUAUCUUUAAACAUUUGUAGCUUAUUGUCUCAAAUAUGUAUAGAUGGCACACUUCGGAGAGAGUAUGGUUCAUACAGACAUUGAUCAGUUCUUGAAUUUCAGAACAGUCACAAACUUUUGAAUUUUCCUGCAAAGUGCUUGAAAAUUUUUCCUGUGAGUUGCGGAAUUAAGGAAUUUUUUUAUUUUGUUUUAAAUUUAGAAUUUUUAAGAAAUUUACUUUUAGCAACCAGACUUCAUCUAACAGGUUAUUUGAAAACAAAUUCCAUAUUUUUUUUUCAAAAUUAUGUAAAACGCACUUAAAAUAUGAAAAAUGCUUACCGGUAAAUAGUACUUGAAUGCACAUGUACAAAUCAUGGAGUGGCAUAAAAUUAUGAGGAAAAAAACCAUGUUGAAUGAAAAGACCUGUAUAUUUUGUACAAGAAGUAUUGAAAACAAACGUCCAAACCAUUCAACGAAGAUGUAAAUAUUUUGUUAUUAAUGUUGAGGAAUGGCAGAUAUUUGUUUGAGAAUAAUAAUGUUAAACCAUGAUAGUGUACAAAUGCUAGGAUUUAAUUUUCUAUGUCACACAAUGUGUUAAUUAUCAGUGAGAUGUGAUGAUGGUUGUGUACCUCUUUACUAUAUACAACUCAUUGUGUGGUAUUCAGAUGUAUCCACUGUUUUUCUCAUUGUUCUCAUAAACGCCUUAAUUUCACAGGUGAAAUAUUUGGUUCAUGGAAUAAAUUUUCUGGGUACAAACUACAGGUGACACCAUUUAUUACCAACAGUUUUAUCAAGUUGAAAUUGAAGCUCUUGACCUUAGUAGUUAUACUACUAAGUAUGUAUGAUCGAUUAAAAAUACCCUGAAAACAAUUCAGUAAUUGAAUGGUGUAUAAAGUUACAUAGCUUUCAAGUUUCAAUGUUCAUCACAUCUAAUGCAUGUCUGCAUGAUUCAUAUUUUGAUUUUUUUUUCUUAAUUAUUGUGUAAACUGUAAAGUCGCAAAAUGGAUUGAAAUUUAUUAUAUUCUGUAAUUUUAAUUUAUAAAAUAAUCAUCAUUGACAAGUUAUUGUUACAAAUGUUGUCCCUUUUUUUAUUUCUUUGCAAAUGGCAUUUCAUUUGAGGCAUUGCUAUCCUUCAUGUUAACGCAAAAAUAAAUAUUUUAAGAUAUGGAAAUUUUCUGGUAGAAAAACUCCAUUAAUGUCAAGAUUCUCUGUUUCCAAUUAUUUUAAGCACAGUGCAUUCCUAUCUGCAAUUUGCCAGAAUAAUUAGGAUAUUAUUUUGGUAUGAAAUAAUUGGUGAAAUUUGUAUGCUUGUCUGCCUAUAGUCAUUAGGAGUGAUCUUGAUAGAUAUUUUAAACCCAUUUUUUGUACUUUAAUAUUAGAUUUUGGGAUGUUGCAAUAAUAUACACACUACAUUUUAAUGUAUACAGGGUCAGUGUGGGUCACCUGUCACUGUAAUUAUCCUAUAAAAACCAAGGGUACAACACAAAAAUUUUAAAAUUAGUAAAAGGUUUAUUGCAGGAAAACAACAUAGGAAUUGUGUUUUACUGAGCUGCAGUAGACAGGGGAGGGCUUAUUACUGGGCAUGAGCUUAUUGCUGGAUAAAUACGGUAUUCGUGUUUCAGCAGUUGUAUCACUUUUGCACAUACAUAUAUGUAACUUUUUUUUUUAACUUAUAUAUUGAUAUACAGUUGUGUGUAAAACAUCUGGCAUGUUAACACUUUUGACUGAAUAGAAAAAACAGUUUCACCCAAAUUUUGACCUGUCAUAUGCAGAAAUACUGCUGAUUUUCAUCUACAACAUAAAUCAAUAUACUGUAUUUAAAAAUAAUGUAAACAAAAUAUCCGAUAUAACAGGUAUCAGGACAUACUUGAUAUUUGUUUAUGAACUGGAGGUAUUGUACUUAGGAUUACAUUGAGUGGCUUACUGUAUUUAUCUUGUGUUAAGCCCAGAAUGCCAACACACAAAGUCUGCGUUGGGCUUAUUACAGGAUAAGGAAACAGCAUGUGAUGAUGAUUUACUGAACUACAAUAGACAGAUGUGGGCAUGGACUUAUUGCUGAUGAUUAUACAGAAUUAGCAAUAAGUACAUCACAGAUUUAUUACCUGGCAUUGGCUUAUUGCUGAUGAUUAUACAGAAUUAGCAAUAAGUACAUCACAGAUUUAUUACCUGGAAUUGGCUUAUUGCUGAUAACAGUUACAAUAUUAGCAAGAAGUAGGAUGUAGAAUUAACACAUUAAAUUGUAACAUAAAUUUAUAAUGAUUGUACAUAUGUAUAUAAAAUGGAGAUAUAUUUUAGACAACAAUGAUAAAUCUAUCGGUUACCAUGUUUACAUUGAAAUACUUUUGAGGUAUAUUUUAGAUAUUUUGAUAAAAGGCUUCUACAUCCAGUUAGUAUAUAGACAAUAUUAUCCCAGCCUACUAUAAUGCAGAGAGUUGGGAUGAUUUCACAGGGACUUGGCACAAUUAUCCCAAAGUCCCUGUGUGUAUGGAUAAUAUUUUCUGCUUACUAACUGCAUAUAGUCACCUGUGGUUGGACCGAUACAUUUCAUGAUCAUUUUUUAUCAUUUCAUUUUCACAUAUUAAUCAUGAAAUGGUUUGAUACAUUCAUCAGGACCAAUGGCAGUGUGUAUGGUGUGUUUUACAAUUCCCGUUGACUCGUAUGAUACAUAUAAUGUAUUACUAUUGCCUGCGUGUGAGUGCUAAUUUAUUUGACUAUGUCUUGUAGCCUUUGAAAUACUGGUAGGUGUUCAUACUGUCUGUUUUAUCUGUCUCAAAACAAGUUCAUGUCCGUUUAUCUUUAAGAAAUAUUUUCAAUUUUGUAGUACUUUUGGGAAAAGACUGUCUGAUUGAAUUACUAGUGGAGUCUAUUAAGAAAUAAAAUAUGAGAGAAUGUAACUCUACCAUGAUGACUAUUUUACUAAGUUACUAAGAUUUGUACAUGUGAAUAAAAAUGAAAAUAUUGAUACAUGAAUGAUGGUUAAAAUCCUAGGAUCAGCAAUAUUCAUGUGUGAAAAUGAUGCCCAAUUUUCAGGGAAAAGUCUCUCAGGUUAAAAUUAAUGAAUGAAAAAAUACCUUACCAUAAUUUAUUUUCAGUGACAUUAUCCUAAAUGAAGAGAUAUUGUUGAUAGUUUACAGCCAAGCUAGAAGCCAAAAUGCUGACCUAAAAUAUCUAACUAGACAUGCAUAAUUCAGAGGUGACCAUGUGUAUAAUUUACACUAAAACAUACCUUAUACAAAUAUGGUCAUUGCUUGUCGUGAAACGAUGGAUAAAUACUUUACUUGACUGACUGAUAACUGUUCAGAAACAAAUGAUUAUCUCCUAAAAUCUUCAGCUGAUCAAUGUAACAAUAUGGUGUUUGCUCAUUCGUAAAUGAGAUUUUAAGGUUUCCAGGUAUUGUGAUUUCUCACAUACAAAUGUAUGAAUAAUGAAUAUCCUCUGUACAGAUGCAUUGGUACUGUCAAAUAUAUUUAGAUGGAAAAUCAGACAGGCAUAUCACGGAGAGGGAGCUUUGUCAACAACGAAAAUGUAGUAGGACCCUUUAUUGCCUGUUAAAACCUCAGCCUUAAAAGGUUUUUAUUGACAUAUGGCCUCACGUUUUUCAGGUGCUCACGUGUAGCUAUCAGAUCAGUCUGUGUUGAUACAAAUGCAAACAGAGUUUCAGUUGACUUUUUGUCAUACCGAUAAUUUAUUAAUUUUUUCUUCACGUAAUAUUCACCUGUUCAUGGCACAACAAAGGGAAAUAAUUAUGAUAGUGUAUGUAUACAAAGGGGAGAUAAUUCAAAGAUAUGCAUCUACAAAAAUACAUUUUAGCCAUUUUUAAGGGAAACACUGCCAAGGUUUUGCUUUUUGAAAUUCACUUUAUCUUACAACUUUUCUCACAAAUGCUUGAAAUAUUAGCUUGGAGUAAGUUAGCUAUUGAUCAACAUAUUGUUUAUGUAGUAAAUAGACUUUCAUUCCAUCUUGACUCUUUUCGUUUUUAUCGGCUUGUUGUGUAUAGUUCCCGUUUUUUUCAUAAUGUGAAUUUUAUUUUUAUUUUGUUUUUCAACAUACCAAUUACUUUGAUAUGAAUUUGCAACAUGUUGUGAUGAUUGCAUACUGGGAUCUUUUGCAUUUUGUUUUCUUUGUAUUUUUGUUUUCGCAGAUGUGAUCACAGCUUUCAAACACAUUUAAGUGAAAUAUAAAAAAUAAAAAAAAAAAAUAAAUAAAAAAAGAUAUUUGCAAAAAAUUGAUUAACACAGAUUUUUAGAGCAUAUCGCAAAAUUCUGCACCAUGAAAGUAAUCCUAAACCAAUUAUCUUCAACCUCAAGUCAAAAGUGUCUGUGUUGACCCCUUGGGCUUAUUACAGGAUAGAUAUGAUAUAUACAUGUACCAUACACAUAACCAUAUUACUUAUUAUUACAUAAUCUAUUUAAUUAUAUAAUUUUAAUUUUAUUAUAUCUACUUAAAAUUGAAGCAUUCCAUCAAAACAUCAAAUGACUUUAAUUAUGUAUUGAAUUUAAUUCCAUAGUGAACUACGUUUUAUGUAUUUCACAUUAUUCUGCAACAGCAUACAGUUAGGGAGUCCGAUUGCUCAAUCUUCGAAAUUCCAGGGAUGAGUUAACCUCAUUCUAAUUAAAAUUAAACUUGUAAUUUUCACUCAGUAUUUCUCUACGAUAGUGGUACACAUCAAAUUUAGUUGAUUUUAGAGGAGCAGAAUUUGCAAAUCUGAUUUUAAUUAGAUUAACGCUCACCUAUAAUCUCUUAACAAAAUAACUAUUAGUAAUUAAGAAUGAAAACCUUGGAUUCUGAAGAUGCUUAUGUUAUUCAUUUUCAAUAUCGAAUGUGUACACUGUGUGUUUGCCAUUGAAAGCAUGCAUGCUUUAAAUUACUUUUAACCCAAAAGUACUUACACUGAAAAUUCUGUAAAUUAUAAUUUAUUUUCUAAUGCUUUACCUAUAUGUGGGCGAGUGAGAGGGGAAAACAAGUUUGUAUGGAUACCUGUAAGGUCCAGAAAUAUGUUGUGUGGAAGUUUUGUGUGAAGAUUAUAUGUCAACAUGUAUGCCAGUUGAGAGUGAAUAGAAUUAAAUCGUGAAUAGUGAAUGGAAUUUUACAAGUAAUAGGAAAAGAUUACUCUCAACGUUCCUCAUCCAUAGCCUAUGUAAUUGGAAAACUUGUGUGAAGGAAAUAAUAUUGAGGAAACAUUUUUUACCUGUAGAUAUUGAUGAUUUAGUACCACUGUAUGUUGCUUUAAAGGCUUAUGUGAAAGCUUUAUUAAAUUUCUUUUUAAAUUUGCUAUACAUGAAGAACAAUAGACAGACAGAUUUAAGGUUUAGUUUGUUUGAAGAAAGUUUAAAGUAUAAUUUGUUUGGAGGAAGGAAGUUUAAAGUAGAAUUUGUUUGGAGGAAGUUUAAAGUAAAUUUGUUUGGAGGAAGUUUAAAGUAUAAUUUGUUUGGAGAAAAUUUGUUAAUGUUAUUGUUGAUGACAUUACUAAAUGUUUGGUUAUUUAUAAUUUUAUUAAAAGUUAGUUGAAAAUAAUGUACAUGUAUAUUGAAAUUUUGACAAUAGGUAUUAAAAAUUGUCAGGCAGUACAAUUACAUGCAUGUUUGAGUAAUCUCCCUUUAUCGCUAUGUCUUUGGUCAUUGUCAGGCUAUUUUCAAUGUCUUUGUUAAAUUAAAUUUGAUAUGGGAAUCUGAGUAUGCAGGUGAAAAGGUAAUUAUUCUGAAUUGUAAUAAUGCUGUACAUUUUGUAUUUCAUCAUAGACAUAUUGGUGAAUACACUCCAUGAAUUUUUCCGAUAUGUUUGCACAAGUUACUCAAUAUCAUAUAUUUUGAAAUGUGUAAUAUGGUUUUACUUAACAAGAAAAAUAAUAAAAUAUAACAAAACGA
Molecule: messenger RNA, 8948 nt
Organism: Pecten maximus
Lineage: Eukaryota; Metazoa; Mollusca; Bivalvia; Pectinida; Pectinidae
Product: probable N-acetylgalactosaminyltransferase 9
Exons: 11
Coding region: 15-1679 (554 amino acids)
Cellular component (GO): Golgi apparatus
Source: RefSeq, a predicted model, not a curated record